Molecule: messenger RNA, 1905 nt
Organism: Owenia fusiformis
Lineage: Eukaryota; Metazoa; Annelida; Polychaeta; Sabellida; Oweniidae
Source: the annotation of a GenBank genome assembly
CCUCGAUCAAGCGUCGCCGAAAAGAAUCAAUAGUUCAAUACCCAACCGCAACUUGCGUACACCGUCAUUUGCCUAUUCAGAUAUAUAUUAUAAUGUGCGUCGCGUUGAUUGGCUGGAGGUUCCAUUGGUAUGCAUAAACUCGGACUUUUUAGCACUCUGUAUGAAGCUGCAUAUAUUAUAUAGUUUUCGUGUGUAAACAUUUUAAUAUUUUGGUUAGCAGUCGAACAUGAGCCGGAGAAGAAAACUGAUUUUCGGCGUAUUUACGAUAUCUUUUUUAUUGUAUUUAAAUAAUGUUUGGAACUUUCAACAAUCAUAUAUACCGACGAGGAUUGGAACGGGAUCUUAUCAAGAUAUAUAUGCCAAGAUAGAAAAUAUAAAUGAAAAUGAAACGCAUGUUCUCGUCGACAAAUUAUUGUAUUACAAGCUACUACAAAUGUAUGCGACUGACAAACUAAUAAAACUUAAAACAAGUCCAAUCGGAAUGAAUGAAUCCAUUGGAAAGGCACAUGAACCAAGACGGGAUGAGAAAAUUAAAGCAAAACCAAAUGGAAUAAAUGAAAACAAUGGGAAGGCACUUAAACCAAGAAGGGAUGUUUCCGAUGCAACGAAGAAACUCAGUGAAAAUGGUAAAAAUACACAAGAGCUGCUUAUGAAAAAUAAAACAAUUCCUAUUAAGAAUGACACGAAAGGAAAGGCACAAAAACAAAAAAGGGAUGUUUCCAUUGCAGCGAAUGGACUCAGUAAAAAUGCGAAAAAUACACAAGUAGUAAUAAAAAAAACUCGACCAAUAUUUUUUCUAAAAACUCAUAAAACAGGAAGCUCUACAAUCCAGAAUAUACUUAUGCGAUACGCUGACAAACAUAAUCUGACAUUAGCCUUGCCCUCCAAAGGUCGAUAUCUCUUUAAGUACUGGCACCCUUUUAAAAAUGACAGCGUCAUGCCUCUGGUCUCUCCAAAUGGAACAUAUGACAUUAUGUGCCAUCAUUUAGUAUACAGUAAAGAAGUAAAACAAAUUUUGCCAAAGGAUGUAUAUUCACUCACUAUUCUAAGAGAGCCAAAAAGUCUUUUUGUUUCCUCGUAUAACUUCUUCGGGUUUGGCGGAAAACUGUGCAACCGUACAGUAAACGAGUAUCUAGAGAUGUCCAUUCCAGAUGAAGUGCCAUUAAAGAGUCGGUUUAAAACAAUCAAAUCCAACUCUUCGAAAUGUAACCCUUGUACAUGGGUGCGCCAUGGUGUUCUCUAUGAUUUCGGGCUGCCCUAUGAUGAAAUAGAUGAUCGAAAAAAAUUGAGUGAUAUUAUCCUAAAAUUCGAUAAGGAAUUUGAUUUUGUAAUGAUACUAGAAUACAUUGAUGAAUGUCUAGUAAUGCUAAAGAAUCAGUUUGGAUGGACAAUGGAAGACAUCCUCUACAUUAAACAAAAUGAAGCGUCCUCUUCAAAUAAGACACUGAAAUACCUAUCUGCAAAGUCAAAGAAAAAGCUAGAUGUAUUUUUAUAUCAAGAACACGUCAUGUAUGACUAUUUCAAUAAAAGCCUUUGGCGGAGGAUAGACACAUACGGACGGGAACGUUUAUCAAAAGAAGUAAACUUAUUUCGAAAGCUAAGAUCAGAUGCUGACAGGUCCUGCAUUAGCCAUCGGACUGCUAAAAUAAAUGUACCAGAUGACUUGUUAAAACCAUGUUGUAAUUUUCUCAAGGGUUAUGUUUUAAAGCCAGGAAAAAGACAAGAUUGGUUAUGUCGUCGUUUAGCGGCAGCCGAAUGGGCGUAUACAGACUUACUGAGGAGAAGAUUGGUGCGCGAUAAAGUGAUUCAAUAAUAAGAUUUAAUAUCUAUAUAUUUAUUCAAGAGUAUCUGUGAUAUGAUAUCAAAAUAAAAUGUUUUUUUCAUAACCAGUGAGACACAUAUUUU